UAUAACUCAAGACCGUCGUACUAAUCGAUUGAGGACGCAUCAUUGGGUUAAGGCUGCAACAAUGAUCUUCAGGUUCGGUGUCAUUCUCACUCCGGAGUCCUCAGAUGUAGAGGUCUAUGUUUUGGGUUCGCGUGAGGAAAUGGGCCACUGGGACCCUCGCGGAGCCGUCCAGAUGAAAGCCUUGCAGAAGCUCGUGCUGUCAACACAUGAACCGUGUCUGUGGAUCGGCGACGUGCAGCUGGCAGAGCCCUUCAAAGACACGUUGUGGUUCAAGUUCGUCAAAAGAGUCCGCGGCACUGAUAUCUGGGAAGGUAGCGGUCCAGGCCAUGACAGAUGUUGUUCAUACGAUGAGAAGAACAUAGUGGAUGGAGUGUACUGCCAUCCGAUCGGUCACUGGAUAGAGGAAACAGGAGCCACAGAUGAGCUGAAACACACCACCGACUUCUACUUCAGUGUGGCUGGUCAGAAGGCCAUUCAUUUCUCCAGGGUGCUGCCACAUAUUUGGCUGGGCAGCUGCCCUCGACAGGUGGAACACGUGACUAUAAAGAUGAAGCAUGAACUGGGGAUUACUGCAGUGAUGAACUUCCAGACAGAGUGUGAUGUGGUGAACAACUCCGAUGGCUGCAGGCGCAACCUUGGAGAAGCCAUGACCCCCGAGACCAUGAUGCAUUUGUACAAAGACUGUGGCCUGGUGUAUGUGUGGAUACCCACGCCUGACAUGAGCACUGAGGGUCGGAUCCGGAUGCUUCCCCAGGCUGUAUUUUUGCUUCAUGGUCUCUUGGAGAAUGGACACAAUGUCUACGUUCACUGUAACGCCGGAGUCGGCAGGUCGACGGCCGCUGUGUGUGGCCUGCUCAUGUAUGUCCUUGGCUGGAGCCUGAGGAAGGUGCAGUACUUUGUCACAGCCAGGAGGCCGGCAGUCUACAUAGAUGAGGAGGCUUUGGUCCAGGCUCAGGCAGAUUUCAUUCAGAAGUUUGGACAGCUACGAUCCUCCAUCUCUUACCCAGAUACAUGA
Anoplopoma fimbria (sablefish) is the source of this 1015-nucleotide messenger RNA. It is a transcript of the gene epm2a, whose product is annotated as EPM2A glucan phosphatase, laforin. Gene Ontology annotation, biological process: protein dephosphorylation. Gene Ontology annotation, molecular function: protein tyrosine/serine/threonine phosphatase activity; starch binding; protein tyrosine phosphatase activity. The record is from RefSeq and is a predicted model, not a curated record. Gene Ontology annotation, cellular component: nucleus; cytoplasm. The coding region runs from base 62 to 1015 and encodes 317 amino acids. Lineage: Eukaryota; Metazoa; Chordata; Actinopteri; Perciformes; Anoplopomatidae. The transcript is spliced from 4 exons.